AUGAGUACAGCAAGAUUCAUCAAAUGUGUUACUGUUGGAGAUGGAGCUGUUGGGAAGACUUGUAUGCUUAUCUCUUACACAAGCAACACAUUUCCUACGGAUUAUGUUCCUACAGUUUUUGAUAACUUCAGUGCAAAUGUUGUGGUUGAUGGUAGCACAGUUAAUCUUGGAUUAUGGGACACUGCUGGACAAGAGGAUUAUAACAGGCUUAGGCCUUUGAGCUAUAGAGGAGCAGAUGUGUUCUUGUUGGCCUUUUCGCUACUCAGUCGAGCCAGCUAUGAGAAUAUCUCGAAAAAGUGGAUUCCUGAAUUGAGACAUUAUGCUCCAACUGUUCCGAUUGUGCUUGUGGGAACAAAACUUGAUUUGAGGGAAGAUAGACAGUAUUUGAUUGAUCAUCCUGGAGCAACACCUAUAACUACUGCCCAGGGAGAAGAGCUGAAGAGGGCAAUUGGUGCGGCUGUGUACUUAGAAUGCAGCUCAAAGACUCAACAGAAUGUGAAAGCUGUGUUUGAUGCUGCAAUCAAGGUAGUUUUGCAGCCUCCAAAGCAAAAGAAAAAAAGAAAGAAGAACAGAUCAUGUGUUUUCCUUUAA
This is a messenger RNA of Lathyrus sativus (Indian pea), 591 nucleotides long. The record is from the annotation of a GenBank genome assembly. NCBI's taxonomy places the organism in Eukaryota, Viridiplantae, Streptophyta, Magnoliopsida, Fabales, Fabaceae.